Molecule: messenger RNA, 2535 nt
Organism: Cydia fagiglandana
Lineage: Eukaryota; Metazoa; Arthropoda; Insecta; Lepidoptera; Tortricidae
Exons: 2
Coding region: 131-2509 (792 amino acids)
Molecular function (GO): nucleic acid binding
Source: RefSeq, a predicted model, not a curated record
AUGCAGGACCGAUAACGGCGUUUCAUUGAAUGAUAUCCAAUACAAAGGCUCAAUAAUACAGGACGAACUUAUAAAUAUACUUCUACGGUUCCGAAAGUACCAAUAUGUUAUUAACGCUGACAUACAAAAAAUGUACAGAUGUAUUUAUUUAAAACCAAAUCAACAAUACCUACAAUGCAUAUUUUGGCGUGAAAAUACUCACCAACGACUCCAAAUUUAUAUGCUGACUACAUUAAGUUUCGGCUUAAAGUCAGCACCACAUAUUGCAACCAGAUGUUUGUUACAAUUGUCAAAGGAGAACCAACACACAUUUCCAGCAGCUGCAGAGGCCAUAGCGAACCAGUUCUACAUGGACGAUUUUAUCGCCGGCGGUGACGACGAGAAUCAGGUAGCCGAAACUGCAUCACAGGUGAACGAGAUCCUGCGAGGAGCCAACUUCACGCUGCGGAAAUGGAAGUCCAACUCCGAAGCCAUCAUAAAACGGGUGAGCGAAACACAUACACACCAAAACACAUCUACCACCGAAUUUGGAGAUAAAACACAUAAGGUCCUGGGUUUAGCGUGGUCUAGUGACUCAGAUGAGCUUAUGUAUACCAUUAAAGAAAACCAAAUUUCACACCCAAUCACCAAAAGAAAGGUACUAGGGGUAAUUUCGUCCAUUUUUGACCCCCUAGGCUUGACAGGACCAGUCAUUGUAGUAGCCAAAAUAUUUAUCCAAAAAUUAUUUAAGGCUCAAUUAGAUUGGGAUACCGAAUUAACACAAGACUUGAUCCAAGAAUGGAACACAUUCUAUCGAGACUUGUUUUUAUUAAACCAAUUAAAAAUUUCGAGAUGUACAGUCAUACCUAAUUAUGUAACGAUACAAAUUCAUGGAUUUUGUGACAGCAGUAUUAAAGCCUAUGGCGCUGCCAUUUAUAUACGAUCGAGCGAUAGGGUAGGAAACGUCCAAGUUCACCUACUUUAUUCAAAAUCAAAAAUCACACCAAUUAAAUCCCAAACUGUUCCAAAUUUGGAACUUUGUUCCAGUUUACUUCUCGCAACACAUGUAGAUAAAGUAAAACGAGCAUUAAAAUGUGACCUUUCCGGAAUCAACCUGUGGUCAGAUUCAAAAAUAACUUUGUGUUGGAUUAAAAAUAGUAACCUUAAAUUAACUUGUUUUGUUAGUAACAGAGUCACAAAAAUAUUAUCACUUACAAACAAGCAAGACUGGUCCUGGGUCCGCUCGGAGGAGAACCCCGCCGACCUUUUGUCCCGAGGGGUAGCACCAGGCAAGCUGGAAACCAACCAGUUAUGGUGGUCCGGGCCCGCGUGGUUAAGCCAGAGUUCUGACACAUGGCCAACCCACGAUUCUGAGUCACUGGAUCACAUACCCGAGGCCGAGAGCGACGUAGACAUAACACUCACCUUGGCUAUUAACACAGAAUCUAACGACACGAUACAAUAUCUUUUUCACAGGUGGUCUAGUGAUAAAACACUUAUUCAUGUAUUAGCAUACAUACUUCGAUUUAUAUAUAACACAAAAAAUAAAACACGAACAAUUAAUCCAAAUAUAAAAUUAUCAGGACCAUUGUCCGUAGAAGAAUUAAAAACAUCGGAUCACACAUUAAUCAGACAUUCACAAAUGGAAUCAUUUCCACAUGAAUAUAAAUUGUUGCAAAAUAACAAACCGGUUCUUAACAAAUCCAAAAUAUUAUCUUUACACCCAUUCAUGAAGGACGGACUCAUUCGCGUAGGCGGACGAAUCGGUCUUUCGCAUUAUGCAUAUGAAAAAAAGCACCCUUUAAUACUAAGUCACGAACACACGUUUACCAAACUACUGAUGGAAAACGCACACGUACGUACUCUGCACGCUGGCCCUCAGUUAUUACUAUCUACUAUUCGCGAGCGCAUCUGGCCAACUAAAGGUAGAAUGUUAGCUUCAAAAAUUGUAAAUAAAUGCGUUCCGUGUUUUAGAGCAAAUCCAAAGACUACUAACCCUAUAAUGGGAGACUUACCCCCCUCGAGGGUAAACCCAUCCCCCCCCUUUGCUAUCACGGGUAUCGAUUAUGGAGGACCUUAUAACAUUAGAGAUAGGACAGGACGUGGUUACAAGGUCUAUAAGUGCUAUAUUGCAGUAUUUAUUUGUUUUGCAACAAAGGCAAUUCAUCUCGAAUUAAUUACAGGGCUCGAGUCAGCCAACUUCCUGGCGGCCCUGCGACGGUUCAUCGCCAGGAGAGGUAAACCGAAGGAGUUGGACUUCUGGCGGCGCUGGUCACGUGACUACAUCGGAACGCUGCAGGAGCGCACGAAGUGGAGGAGCGCGCGCGGCCCAAGCCUCGCAGUCGGCACCGUCGUCCUGGUGCGAGAAGAGCGCCUGCCACCCUGCCGGUGGAGGCUGGGCAAGAUCGUCGCGACGCAGCCGGGCCGGGAUGGCAUCACCAGGGUAGCCAUCAUCCGAACCGCCAGAGGAGACAUCCAACGCGCAUUCAAUAACAUAUGUCCUUUACCUACUUCGGGCCAAGUUAUAUAAGUAGUUAAUACCUACGAACCUAAUGU